CACGUCUAUUGCGCUGACGAUGAGCUCAUUCUGCCACAACUGAGAUACCUUCUUCAAUUGAAAUUGCUACCGUCAUUGGCAACACCUUUGGAAGGAGACCCUGCUUUUGAGUCGUCAUGGACAUACCGGCCGCAGCCAACGCUCUCGGCACACUUGGUGCAGUCUGCUGGUCUACUCAGCUCAUCCCGCAAAUUGUCAUCAACUACCGACGCCAUAAUGCCACCGGUCUUCAGCCCUCAAUGAUGAUGCUCUGGGCCUGGGCCGGCGUACCCCUAGGCGUCUACAACAUCGUCGAGGACUUCAACAUUGCCCUGCAGAUUCAGCCCCAGAUUCUCACGUUUCUGAGUCUCGCAACUUGGAUCCAAUGCUUCUACUAUCAAAGAAAUUGGUCCAUCCUCCGCUCCCUCGCCGUCGUAGCCCCCAUCGCAACCGCCAUGGCCGGCAUCCAAGUCGCCCUCGUCAUCGGACUUCACAUUGUAAAACACCGCGGCACAGAAUGGCCCAUGAUCCUCAUGGCUUCCCUCUCCGCCGCCCUGCUGGCCGCCGGGGUACUCCGGCACUACUGGGAUAUCUACCUCCACCGCACCGUGCGCGGCAUAUCCUUCAUCUUUGUCGGCAUCGACGCCGCGGGCGACGUGUUUUCCCUCGCGUCUAUAUUCUUUCAGCCUCGGGUUGAUGUGUUGGGGAUUGUUAUUUACGCGACUGAGUUUGUGCUUUGGUGCGGGGUGUUUGCGUGUGGGGGGUACUUUAAUUUGCUGCCUUGGGCAAGGAAGAGAUUGCGGGCGAGGGAGGAAGAAGAGACGCCGGGCUCGGCUGCCGUGGCUAAUGGCAUUGUUUUGCAUGGUAUGCCUUCUUCGACAUCCGUCUUCCGGACCGCGUCUAGAGAUGAUUCCGGGCUUCGGUCUAGGACUGUCGCUUCGCUGUAACUCCGGAGCCAAAUUCAUCAUCUAGUGCAGCGUCUGCGUUAGAAAGUCGAAAGUCGAAAGUCGGGUAACUAUUCGUCACCUCGAAAGGCAAAAGGUACGAAAUCAACGCUUUCGAAGUCUGUCUAUCUAGGUGGGGUCAGAGAACGCCGGCUUUAGUGUACACCUAACCCGAGCUUCGCCGACGAGACCGUACCCGUAGGUUCUACUAUUUAAGAAUCCAUGGAUCUCCGAUCUGUCCCCGAUACUGGGCCCAGUACUGCAGACCGGAGGCUAGUUCGCGGUGCCCACUUCUCAUGGAUUAGGAGGUAUCGGCGGGUUGUGGUUUUCCA
Messenger RNA from Colletotrichum phormii, 1255 nucleotides. RefSeq names its product PQ loop repeat-domain-containing protein. The record is from RefSeq and is a predicted model, not a curated record. The transcript has 4 exons. NCBI's taxonomy places the organism in Eukaryota, Fungi, Ascomycota, Sordariomycetes, Glomerellales, Glomerellaceae. Gene Ontology annotation, cellular component: membrane. The coding region runs from base 117 to 926 and encodes 269 amino acids.